AUGAUUUUCAAGAGCGCUACCCGGCUAUCAAACAAAGUGUGUGACGUGUUGGUAUCCUUCGGAGUACGCCAAAAUAAAACGACCUUCAUUUCGCAUCCAGGCGUCAUGGCCGUUUCGCAACUGCUAGAAAUGAAACUCAUUACGAGGCCCAGGGCGAAUCUAACCCAAGAAAAUGUGAAUGCCAUGGUUGAGUUCGAUUACGAGCUAGCCAAAAAGGCACAAAUAGCAGUGGAUAAUGAUUUACCAGUGAACUUUUUCGACCUCGAAUAUAUAGACAGACCAGAGUACCUAGCACAGCUCCUGGAAGAAAAAAAAAUUUUAGAACAAGCUAGAGAAGAAGUGUUAAAAAGAGAAAAAGGAAAUUAUAAAACUCCAGAAAUUUUAAAAAAUUAUAAACGAGUUGAAGUUCCAAGAGAAUGGAGACAAGAGCUAGAAAUUGAUGAAAAAAUUUUGAAGGCGCAACCGGGGCUAAAGGAAAAUAUAGAGCUGCAGAAAAUUAUGCAUAACUAUGUGCAGAGUAAAUUUAAAAAUAAGAUUCCUGGACAGGCUCCCAAGAAGCACGUGAAGGGAUGA
Plasmodium coatneyi is the source of this 573-nucleotide messenger RNA. RefSeq lists its product as uncharacterized. NCBI's taxonomy places the organism in Eukaryota, Apicomplexa, Aconoidasida, Haemosporida, Plasmodiidae. The transcript is spliced from 2 exons. Bases 1 to 573 code for a protein of 190 amino acids. The record is from RefSeq and is a predicted model, not a curated record.